AUAUUAAACACAGCAAAACAAAAGAGGGGGAAAAGACAAAAAGCAUAAUGUACAUGAAACAAAAUCAGAGAACAGUGGAGAAACAAAGUAAAUACCAAAUGAAUCACAGAUAAUCACAAAGCGUAAGGUUUGGACCUUUAGUAAAUCUUAUUAUCGUACGAAAUGUUAUUGAUAUAAGGCAUAUUAUUAAACACACACGCGUGUAAGCCGAGCCGUGUUUGUGGUGGUUACGUGUAGUUUAAGGGGGCAAACACACACACACACAUACAUUCACACACUCACAUAUUUAAAGAAAACGUGUGAAAAGCAACUUUUACAAACCAGCAUUUGAUAUAGAACGAUUUAACGGGAGGGAUAACGAGAACGAGAACGGGAUGAAUGAAGAAUUAAAAUAACUUUAAAACAAUGUUUAAACUAUUGUGUGAAGCUUACUGUAAUUGCUAGUGUGUAUAAUGGAUUAUUUUAAAAAGAAAAAAAUGAAGCUCUGCAUAAAGACAUACAGAGAAAAGGAAGCGAUAAAGACAACAAAUCGACAAAAAGGCGCAAACGAAGGGAAUGGAUGUCAUCAUUCCUAUCAAACACCCACACACAAACACACCUACACUUAAAAUCUACAUUCCACUUUGUACUGCAAUGCAUUAAUUUGUGGAACGAAAAGUUCCCGAACCCCGUCGAGAAGUCUUUUUCCCCGAUUACAUUAAAUCUUUAUUCUAUAGAAGGAUGUUGUUGUGUGUGAUCGCUUGAAUUGUUUUAGAUAACUUUGCUCUGCUGACCGGUGUGUGUGUGUGUGGGUGCGCCUGGAGUUGCAUAAAUGUUUGCGUGCGUGCGUGUGUGCGUGUGUCGGUGUAAAUUAUGUUUGUGUUGGAAACGAAGUGAAAUAAAUUUAGUUGUUUUUGAUUGUUGAUUGAAAACUGGAAACGACUGGGCGACUUUUAUACUUCUUCUCGUUGCCUUACAGCACCAUAUCAAUGUGACAAUCCGAAACAAUCCAUGCACGAGACGGCAUUCUUAUCAGGCGAGCGACGGACGAUGGCGGUAGAAAUGAAAGGUGGACACAAAAAGCCAUGACAUGCUUAAUUGCGCAGGGCUUAUCACUGACAAAUUGGUCAUCAUAUGGGAAUAGAAGCGCAGACAGUUGAUAACUGCCGUAUGAGGCCAGCUCACCACAGGAUAGACUGAAACGGAGACGGUUGAGAACGCAACAGUUAAAUGCUCGGAAGCGCAUCUUCCCGCGCACACAAACAACCGCCGCAACGGCAAAAAAACGUGGCGCCAGUCUGUCUCAACUAUUAUUGAUUAUCGCGCUUCCUCCGCAACCACCCAGCUACGAACGACGUCGAGCAUGCCAAAAAGCUCGUCUCGGGACGCGCAGACACAUUCCAGCAUCCGUGCCAGUAGCAUCAAGUGGUCUGCGUGUGCGGUCGACCCGUCCGGUGCGUGUCCGGUGCGGACAACAGUAAAAAAGAUGACCCCCGGUCAGCUGCUCCGUUGGAGUGUAUCGUUCCUGCUCCUGCACCACCUAUCCCAACACAGUUUCGUCGAAUCGAAGGUACGCAACCGUGUGCAAAAGUGGCAGCAGCGCACUUGGCGUGCCCGGUUCGGGUCGGGCCCACGGCGCGACUGGAAGUCCGCCUUUGAUCCACCGAAAACGAGUCACCGGUCGCGGUAUGGGCUUUCCCCGCGGAUGGAGGACUUCUUCAACCCGGACGGUGUACCGAACGCGUACUCCAACUAUCACUAUCGACGGGUAGGUAGUGGGAAGGGAGGUGGAAAGAGUCAACGGGCCACCAAGCUAUCGUCCGGUCGUCGUGAGGGUGGAAAGUACAGCACAGGAAGUCGAUUGAAACGACAUACUCGCGAGCGGGCGGAACCAUACAUCGAGGAGCUGAAGGAUUAUCUCGAUCCCGUCGAUCUAAUGCUGCUUGGGGAUGAUCCGAACAGUGAAUUCGUUCCACUGCAGCCAGAGUUUGGCCAGCAGUACAACAUUGAUACGGAUGAAAGCUCGCAGGAACACCCGGGCCCUGCCAUUGACGGUGGUGCAUCGAUGCCGUCCGGUGGUGAUAAGAAGCUGAAAGAAUUCAAAAUUGUCUUCCACCAUCGCAAUCUGAAUGGGAGUGGCGUUCGUGCGUGUUCCAGUGUGGGCUUUACUCUGCUUGCUCUCCUGAUAGCCUCACCAAUAGGUGCCAUCGCACGGCUCGAGGGAUGAGCUGCAGAACACAGUCGCCCUGUCUGUUUACUGUCUUUACCGUCCUUAUACGAUCAGUGUAUACCACCACAAAACUACGUCUAGUCAUUGUAGAGCGAACGCUCUUAUCGCCCAAGAAAAGGCCAAACAAAUAAACAUUCAAAUCAACUCAUCGCCACAGCUAGCGAUGCUUCAGUAGCAAUUAAUCGGUCGCACGAUGUGGUACACUCGAGGUGCGGCGGUACGAUUCUCCUGCCCGGUGGUACUGUGCAUGCUGCUGAGCUUCGCUGCCUUUAGCAGCAACGGUGGUAGUGGAGCAGCGGGCGUGUUUUGGAGCAUUGCACAUGCAGCACCGACUUCCGAUUGCGUUGCAGUGGCAAACGGAACGGGUGGAGCUGUUGUGCCGCCGCUGCAACUGACCAGCAAACCGAACGUACCGGAAUUGGAUCCACUGCGUUGGCUCGUUUCGAAAUCGGGCUCAUUUUUCAAGGGCUAGUGUAGUGAAUAAAAGUAUGUGAAUUAAUCUAACCUA
Molecule: messenger RNA, 2717 nt
Organism: Anopheles merus
Lineage: Eukaryota; Metazoa; Arthropoda; Insecta; Diptera; Culicidae
Exons: 3
Coding region: 1343-2206 (287 amino acids)
Source: RefSeq, a predicted model, not a curated record